This is a messenger RNA of Carcharodon carcharias (great white shark), 1915 nucleotides long. RefSeq names its product NME/NM23 nucleoside diphosphate kinase 6 (gene nme6). Gene Ontology annotation, cellular component: nucleus. The transcript is spliced from 3 exons. Lineage: Eukaryota; Metazoa; Chordata; Chondrichthyes; Lamniformes; Lamnidae. Gene Ontology annotation, molecular function: nucleoside diphosphate kinase activity; DNA binding. The coding region runs from base 165 to 1670 and encodes 501 amino acids. Gene Ontology annotation, biological process: CTP biosynthetic process; UTP biosynthetic process; GTP biosynthetic process. The record is from RefSeq and is a predicted model, not a curated record.
GGUUUCCGGUUUCCAUGGCGGCGGGAGCGGUGCUGUGAAGAUGCAGGCAUCUGUUGGACACGUGAGACCAUUACUGCAGCUCACACUGGCUUUGAUUAAACCUGACGCUGUGGCUCACCCGCUAAUUCUGCAGCUGGCACCAAACGCUGACUGCAGCAGCAAACAUGACUGGAAAGAGGAAAUCCAUGAGUCUGGGAGCCAAGAUCGAGCUCCUGAGCAAGAUUGAUGAGCUGCCCAAGAUGAGUCAUCGUGACCUGGCCCAGUACUUCGGGCUUCCCAAGUCUACUGUCUCCGACUUGUUAAAACAGCGAGAAAAGCUGUAUAGCGAAUGGCAUCGGGACUCCAAUCCUAACCGGAAAAGGAAGCGCGAGGGGAAGGACGGCGAGGUGGAGGAGGCACUGCUUCGCUGGUUCCAGAAUGCACAUGGGAGAGAUGCAAUCGUUAGUGGCCGUCUUCUAGCUCAAAAGGCCAAGCUAUUGGCUGCGGCUCUGGGAAAACCUGACUUUAACCCCUCGGAGGGCUGGCUCCAGAGAUGGAAAUCCCGACACAACAUAGUGUUCCGACGUCCACAGUGGGAGAAGCACGACUCUGGUGGGAGAGGGAUGCAGGAGUGGACGGAAGAGGUGUUACCUCAGCUGCUGGAAGGCUAUGGACCCCAGGACAUUUUUAACUGUGAUGAGACAGGUGUUUUCUACAGGUGCGUUGGGUGUGACAUGCUGGCCUCACAAGGGGAGGAUCCUUCUGGCCAUAAGGAAGCCAGGGAAAGACUUUCCAUUAUGGCCUGCUGCAAUAUGGAUGGCAGUGAGAAAUGUGACCUGCUGGUGAUUGGGAAGUCACAGAACCCCCGCUGCUUCAGGGGGGUCCACCACCUGCCGGUCAUUUACCGAGCGAGUAAGACCGCCUGGAUGACUGGGGACAUUUUCUGUGAGUGGGUGCGGCAGUGGGAUCGCAGGCUGAUGGGGCGUCAAGUUGUCCUGUUCCUGGAUAAUUUUUCCGGACACCCUUGCGUCUCUGGGCUGAGGAACAUCCGUCUUGUAUUCCCCCCUGUCAACACCGCCUGUCUGACCCAGCCCCUGGAGCAGGGCAUCAUCUACCGUAUGAAGCAGCAUUACGUCAAGGCAAUGAGGGAGAAAGUCCUUGAAGAGAUGGACAGUAGGGCAGAGCUGACUGCAGUCCAGUGCAUAAAGAGAAUCUCUCUUUUGGAUGCUGUCCGUCUGUUGAAAGACUCCUGGGACUCUGUCGAUCAGCAAAUCAUUCAACAAUGCUUCAAGAAAGCGGGCUUUCUAAUGGCUGAGGGCGAGGUAACUGGAGAAGCGGAGGUUGUGACAGCACCAGACGGGUUGUCGGAGGAAGAAUUCUCUCACCUGUGCCAACUAGGGGACCAUAACGCUCCCUAUGAAGCUGAGACUGAUGAUAUUGGGGAGGUAGUGGAUGCAAUGCGAGCACAGAAGGACGAGGAUGGAGAGGAGGAUCUGGAUAGUGAAGAGAGCCUGGUUACGCCAGCGGACGUGCGCUCUGCUGUUCUCACGUUGCGCCGCGCUAUGGAGCAGCACCCCGAUAUAAAACCGGAUUGGGAGACCCUUCGAAAGGUCGAUCUGGUCUGGCGUCCGUACUGCUUGAGGAAGUCUAUUCAAACUCAUUCAAACACUGAGUUCUUUGGACAUCUCUAGGACUGAUACACUGAGCAAUUUUAACGCAGAUUAGUGUUUCAUUACUUCAUUAGUUUUUACUGUUUUACCUUUUUGAUUUUCUUUUAAUGAAUGAUACACUACAGGAGGAGGCCAUUUAACCAAUUCAGCCUGUGGAAGCUCUUUGAAAGAGCUAUUCACUUAGACCCACUCCCCUUGCUCUUUCAAUUUUUUCCUUUUUUUUCCAUAUUUGGCAUUGUGGUUUCAAUAAAGCUAGUUGCAAUGCA